Molecule: messenger RNA, 4178 nt
Organism: Chlamydomonas reinhardtii
Lineage: Eukaryota; Viridiplantae; Chlorophyta; Chlorophyceae; Chlamydomonadales; Chlamydomonadaceae
Exons: 18
Coding region: 180-2369 (729 amino acids)
Biological process (GO): chlorophyll biosynthetic process
Cellular component (GO): chloroplast
Molecular function (GO): 2 iron, 2 sulfur cluster binding; chlorophyllide a oxygenase activity
Source: RefSeq, a predicted model, not a curated record
CAUAAACUGCGACUUUUACACAAAGCUUAGGCACUCUCAAGCGCCUGAACCAAGCACAAAACCUUGCGACAUACUCGGCGAAACAAGGGACAGCGCCCGCCAGGAGCGAGAGAGGAGCCCCCGCGCUCCUCUGUGAUUAUCCCCCUUCGUGAUUACCUAGCUCGGUGAACCCAACCAUAAUGUCUUCCGCAGUCGUUUCGCGCCCGGCGGCGGGCACCGCGAGCACAAGCGGUCGCCCGGCUCUCGCGCUCCCGCGCCUGAGCUGCCGCACGCCCCAGCAGCGCCCCGCCGGCUUCAACCCCGCCAUUCUGGCUCCAUCACGUUUUGAUAUUAUUCGGGCGCAGGCUAAGAAGGACGAGCGCAAGGCCGAGCCUGGCGCGCAGCCCAGCCUCUCGAACCCCGAUGGUACCGACGACGCGCCCUCGCCUUUUAUCGAGCCCUUGAUUCGCGGCCUGGUGCUGGGCAUUGGUGCGGGCGUCCUGACUGAGAUGCUUCACGUCGCCUUCAAGGUCGGCGAGACCGCCACCGACGGCGGCUGGCACAUGCCCACAGGCGCUCAAAUUUACGAGCAGCUGGCGCCGCUCUUCGUCUGGGACCACGCCGUCGCUAUCUCGUUCUGGAUGGUAUUCUACAUCAUCGAGGCUGCCGCCAUCCUGGCCAUCCUGCGCGAGUACCCCGACGACAAGCAGGCGUCCAAGGUUAUCCGCUCCACCGUCACACUGCCCAAGCGCCUCAUGCCGCUCAAGCUGUCCGCCGUCAAGCGCGCCCUGCACGGCCUCAUCAGCGGCCGCGGCGCCCAACAGGCGGCCACCCAGGGUGCCACCCCCAUGGCUUUCCGUGACGACGGCUUCCGCCCCGCCGCCGCCGUCGGCCCCGGCCUGUCCCGCAGCGGCAGCGGCGGCGGCGGCGGCACAGCGGUGCUGGAGCGGCCACGCCCUACCGCCGAGCCCGAGCGGGAGGAGCCCCCGAUGCAGGAGGAGGAGGAGGCUGCGCCACCGCCGAAGCCCCAGAGGCAGCCCGCCCCCGCGCCCGCCGCCAGCCGCCCCCGCGGCGGCUCCCUAUCCGCCCAGCUGCGCGCCGCCGCCGGCCUCAAGCCCGGACAGCUGGCGCCCGGAGAGCUGCUGGCGGGCCCCGGCACCGGCAGCGUGACCGCCAACCCGCGGGACGCCCUGGCUGCCAAGCGCGAGAAGGAGCUGUACGACCGCCGCGCCUACCUGCAGAACUUCUGGUACGCCGCCGCCAUCAGUGAGAAGCUCAAGGCGGGCGGGCGGCCGCUCAAGGUGGACAUCCUCAGCCGCACCGUCACCCUGUGGCGCGGAGAGGAUGGACAGGUUCACUGCCUGGACAACGUGUGCCCCCACCGCGGCGCGCCUCUGUCGGGCGGCUGGACCAAGACCAAGAAGGACUCCGUGCACAGCAACGGCGCGGCCGGCAGUAGCGGCAGUAGCAGCAGCUGCAGCAGCAAGAAGGGCGGCGGCAAGGCCGGUGGCGCCAAGGCCGCGGGUGGAGCCAAGGCCGAGGGCACCAGCUGCAUCGUGUGCCCCUACCACGGCUGGGCGUUCAACGGCGAGGGCCAGCUGGAGGAGGUGCCCAGCCAGGCGCCCGAGGUGGCCUUCCCGCGCCGGCCGCUGGUGAACGCAUACCCCGUGGAGGAGCGCGGCGGUUUCGUGUGGCUGUUCUUCGGCGCCCAGGGCCUGCCCGCCGACGAGCGGCCGCCCAUCCCGCUGGUGCCGGAGCUGGAGGACAGCGACAACUGGCGCGCGGUGUACGGCGAGAUGGAGUUCGACUGCCCGCACUGGAGUGUGUUUGAGAACGCACUGGACAUGGCACAUAUCCACUACCUGCACGACGGCAGCUUCGGAAAUCAGGACAAGCCCAUCAUCAACGACAUGCAGGUCACCCGCGACACCUGGUCCGUGGCCGCAAACUUCAGCAUUCACAACAAGCCGGUGAACCCGCUGUGGAACUUCGCCGCGGUGUCCGCCGUGCCCGUGGAGGCUCGCGCGCUGCUGCCCUCCACCAGCUACGUCAAGAUCACGCUGGGCGCGGGCAUUCAGAUGAUCACCUACGUCAACACGGUGCCCAUCGACGAGCACCGCUCCAUCAACCGCUUCUGCCUCAUCCGCAACUUCGCGCUGUCGCCCGUGUUUGAUGACUACACGCGCAAGUCCAUGUUCAAGAUCCUGGGCGAGGACAAGGCCAUGAUCGAGCUGCUCAAGCCCGAGCAGCUGCUCAGCGAGGUGUCGCUGGAGGCGGACAAGCCGCAGAUUGCGUUCCGCAAGCUGCGCCAGGAGUGGAUUGACAUGGGCUACGGCGUGCAGCCCGACACCACUGCCAGCCACAAGGGCUCGCUUCGCGUGGACAUGUAAGCAAGCCAGAGCUCAUUAAGCAUAAGCGUCAGGCCAAGGCUGCCGGGCUAGCUAGCUGCUAGCUAGCUGGAUGGUUGGCAUGGCAGACGCUGUUCAUCAUGGAUUUGCAUGAGCAGCUGGCGGUUGGCCGACUGGCUGCCCUACUGGUUGGCCGACUGGUUGGGCUCUUCAGCAUUUGCAUGUUACCGCGUUGUGGCGAGGCGCGGCAGGCCUCUUGAGUUUGGAGAUGGAUGGCGGGUGUUUGUGGGCUCGGGCCACUCCAGCGCGCUUGUGUAUCAUUAAAGCUUCCAUGCAAGCACGCAAGCGAGGCGCGUCGCCGCUCCCCCGCCCCCAAGAUGUGGUGGGUACUUGAGUGACGGCGCGGUUGGGCACCAGAUUGGCGCCGAAGUGCGUGGUGUUCUACGUGUGUACUCGUGUGUGCUUCAUCUAGAUAUACAGAUGCGGAGAGAUUAUGUCAAUUGUGUGGAUGUGCGCGUGCGGCUUUUCCUAACUGUACGAGUAGUGGGUUAUGUGUGAAUGUGUGUAUUUACGUGCCAGCAAGCAACCGCCAUGUGCAAUUGCGUUUCCUGUGGCUAGGUAUUACUCCGCCAGCUGCGCAGCUGUUGGCAAUGCUCAAUGUACAAACAAGUAAGUAGAGCGCUGUGUACUCUUAACAGAGCCACGAGUGACAGGCCAUUGGUUUUGGGGGGAUGCAAGGACGGUUUAAGGUGGAUUACUUCCGGCACCUUGUAGCCAACGCACGGCGACCCUUGCAGAUGGGAUUGCGCAAGGUUUCCUACCAUUUGGUUCGGCCGCGUAUCAGUAUUUCAAAAGUGCUGUUUUGUAUUUGUGGCAGCACAGGCCCCGUAUUGGAGUUGUUUGUGCGCAUUCUCAUUCAAUUGGUUGACGAUGUAUGACGAUAUACGGCACAAGCUUGGCAUUUGUGGUAGCGUGCUCGCUGCGGGUGCGUGCUGGCUAUGCGUGUGCGCGUGGGGUUAUGUUGAUGGGGCGGGUGCAUGGACGUGGGGAAGGAUUAUGGAGGCUUUGCCACCAUGCACGCACGCACGUACACCAUGCAAGAACACGCAUCAGCGCACGAACGUGUCAAUCAAAGCAGUGCGGCAGCAGUGCGCGAACCUGUAGAACGGUAUCGGCGGAACGAUAUCGGCGGAACAUGGUGUGUAUCUGCACACAAGGCGGAAGAUACCGUAUGAGGGAAAGGAAUGCGAUGGUGCCGUGGACUUGUAAAAAGGGUGGAUGGGCGAUGCAUGAUUGCAAGUGACGGAUGAAGGGGAGGUGCAUCAGGCAAUAUGGUGGCGAAGCGAUGCACUGUACAACACAGUACAAGUUUUGAGGAGUGUAUAACAAUAUCAUCAAGGUGAGAUGAGGCGCGUACACAAUAUCAGACGCGCGGUAUGAAAAACAAUUUGUUGAUGUAUGAUACGGUAUUGAGGCUGGCGUACACGCAACACGUGUGCCAUGUUGAUUGCACGGUCGUGUGCGUAUGCAUGUGACGACGAUGAGGAGGGGAGGUGCGAGAAGGGGAUGUUGACGUCGGAGAAAAUUGAAAGUGGACAGGAGAGGAAUUGAGGACGUUGGAGCUUCGACGUGGGAGGGAAAAGGUUGACAGGAUGGCACAGAAGUAGGGAAGGUGGGAUGCGUGCACGACGUGCGCAGUUGGUGAGCAUAGGUGUGCAGUACACAUAUGCUGUACACUUAGUGUAGUGCAGCGAAGUAGUGAAAAGAGGGGUUGACUGAAGGGAGUGGUGGUAUCGGUUUGGUACACCCACGCCACAGUACGCUUGGGGCACUUUGUAACACGUUGAGUUG